UUUUUUUUUUUUUUUCUCUUUCCAAAACAAUCCUAAUGUCGAAAGUUUGGGAAACAAAGCUUAGUCCACAAGAAGUACAAGCGUAUAAACAACUCUUUGAAGUAGCGAGUAAAACACAGCCAGAUAUUGUAACUGGUCAGGAAGCAGUACAGUUCUUUGCAAAGUCAGGACUCAACAAUACUCUGUUAUCAGAAAUUUGGGAGACAGCAGACGAGAAAAAUCUCGGCUAUUUGACUCAAGACACGUUUGCUAUCGCACUCAAAUUAAUCGCAUGUGCCCAAAAUGGUAUCCAACCCAUUCAGCCUUUAUUCUCUACAAUUACACCUUUACCAAAGAUACAGGGUGUUCAGCUGACGCAAAAAUCCACCAUUACACCCGCAGAAAAAUCCAAGUAUGCAACCAUUUAUAAAGCACAGCAACCGACAGCCAAUGGUAUACCUGCUGACGCUGCACGCCAAUUAUUUGCAAAGUCAAGGUUGCCUCAAGACCAAUUAGCUCAAAUUUGGAAUUUAGCAGAUAUAAGAAAGAAUGGAUACCUGGAUGAGGCAGAAUUUGCAAUUGCCAUGCAUUACAUUGCCAAACUUAUGGAUAAAUCCAUCACAACUUUACCUUCCAUCCUACCCCCCGAUAUUUAUCAAUCCGUCUCAUCACCAUCAUUACCGUCUACGCGCACAAAAAAGAUUGAUUCUAUUGGUACCAUGGCCUUUUCAUCUGCUCCUCCUUCUUCAUUUGCAGCAUGGGAUGUCUCAGCCGACGAAAAGACACGAUAUGAUGCAUUUUUCACAAAACUGGAUAAACAACAAAAGGGAUAUAUUGCAGGUGCUGAAGCUGUAGAGUUUUUCAAGAACUCAAAGCUACCCGAUGCAGAUCUUGCAAAAGUAUGGGAUUUGGCUGAUAUGAGACAAUCCGGUACACUCACCAAAGACGAGUUUGCUGUAGCAAUGCAUUUGAUCAAUAAACGAUUGACAGGCGGUCAAUUACCUUCAGUUUUGCCUCAGUCAUUGGUUCCACCUCCUACACCUGUAUUACCUCCUUUCAGUCCUAUACAAAGAAGCGGCUUCACAGCGCCAGACGAGGAUUUGAUAGGCGAUUUUGGAAACGACCAAGUAGUGCAAGAAACGAACACUGUCAACCUUUUACAAAACCAAAUUUCAUCCACUCAAAAGACCACUUUGGAUAUUCAAUCACAAAAAUCCAAAUUAGAACAAUCUUUGCACGUUCUUCAAACCAAGAAACAGGACUUGCAAACACAAGUGGAUGGAUUAAAGUCACAACAAAAGGAAGGUGCUGACCAAUUACAAAAAUUGAAAUCCACUAUCGAAACGGAAAAGCCAGAGUGGGAGCAGGCCAAACAAGACUUGGAAAACGCUGAGAUCCAAUUAAAGUCCACGCAGGAAUCCGUCGAUCUUGCCAAAAAUGAAUUGAAAAAGAAUCAAACUGAAAAUGAAAAAUUGCGCAGAAAUGUUCAUAAUAUUCAAAUGGAGUCGAUGAAACUGACAAAGAUGUUGGACAAUUUGCAUGAGCAGCAUAAAAAGCGUCAGGAAGCUGCUCGUAAAGCCGAAGAAGCUCGUAAGGCAGAAGAGGCACGCAGAGCUGAAGAAGAACGUAAGGCUGAAGAAGAACGUAAGGCUGAAGAAGAACGUAAGGCUGAAGAGGCACGUAAGGCCGAAGAAGCUCGCAGAGCAGAAGAGGAGCGUCUUAGGAUAGAGGAAGAAUUACGUAAAGCCGAAGAAGCACGUAAGGCUGAAGAGGGUUGAAGAGGAACGUAGGGUUGAAGAGGAACGUAAAGCUGAAGAGGAACGUAAAGCGGAAGAAGCUCGCAGAGUAGAAGAGGAGCGUCUUAAGAUAGAGGAAGAAACCCGUAAAGCCGAAGAGAAAAGACUUGCUGAAGAAGCACAUAGAGCUGAAGAAGCACAUAGAGCUGAAGAGGAAAGAUUAGCUGAACAAGCUAGAGUUGCAGAAGAGCAAAGACUUGCCGAAGAAGCUAGAGUU
Messenger RNA from Mucor mucedo, 1992 nucleotides. RefSeq lists its product as uncharacterized. Gene Ontology annotation, cellular component: plasma membrane; cytoplasm. Lineage: Eukaryota; Fungi; Mucoromycota; Mucoromycetes; Mucorales; Mucoraceae. The coding region runs from base 36 to 1757 and encodes 573 amino acids. The record is from RefSeq and is a predicted model, not a curated record. The transcript has 7 exons. Gene Ontology annotation, biological process: endosomal transport; endocytosis. Gene Ontology annotation, molecular function: protein binding; calcium ion binding.